Molecule: messenger RNA, 2173 nt
Organism: Rubroshorea leprosula
Lineage: Eukaryota; Viridiplantae; Streptophyta; Magnoliopsida; Malvales; Dipterocarpaceae
Source: the annotation of a GenBank genome assembly
UCCCCCCUUUCCUACUUCCAUUCUAUGGUUUCACCCUUUUCUUCAUCGCUUCUAACCUUUGAAUUCACGAAUUUUAACAUGGUGUACGAGGUUUCGGCAAUUGGGUGCUCUUGGUUUCGCUCAAAAUCCGGUAAAGUUUCCAGCUUGCAAAAGAUGUGGGGAGAUAUUGUGAACCAUACGUCUUGUUGAUUUCUGGGUCUGAGUGAAUCGGUUGAGUCUUGGAUCUGGAGCUUUCUGCAUUUGGGUCGUUGGGUUCCUGCCAAAAUGAGCUGUCUUUUAGCUAAAAAUUUGAAUUUGUAGUUGAAGGUUUGUGUUUUGAAUUUGAUUGUAAGAUGAAUUAGGGUUAUUUUAUUGGGAAAAUUGUUGGAGAGGAUCAAUGACUGCGGGAACAGAUAUAUCGCCGCCUCAGGUUCCAAGGGUGGAUGGAGGGUGCAGUAUAAAGGGUGUUGUAAAUGAAGUAGAGGAUCAAAAUGAGGAUAAAUUGAAGAAUUUGAAUCAAGGGAACUCCGCUAAACCUCCAAGAAACCUCUCUGCUAUGCGGCAUUGUAGCAGCUCCGCUAGGUUGAUUGAACCGGAAUUAGAUGUUGGGAUUAUGGGCUCCAAGCCACAACAUGAGAAUUCUGGGUUUAUACCUGUUUUCCAUUCAGGAAGCUGUUCAGAGAAAGGACCGAAACAGUACAUGGAGGAUGAGUUUAUUUGCGUUGAUGAUCUUCGGCAACAUCUUGGUUCAGCUGCAAAUCUUUCUUCUCAAGGAGCAUUUUAUGGGGUGUUCGAUGGACAUGGUGGAACUGAUGCCGCAUCAUUUACCAGAAAGAACAUCCUUAAGUUUAUUGUUGAAGAUUCUCACUUCCCAACUGGCAUAAAAAAGGCACUUAAGAGUGCUUUUUUGAAGGCUGACCAUGCACUUGCUGAUGCUAAAUCCCUUGAUAGCUCAUCUGGCACCACAGCUUUGACUGCCCUGAUUCUGGGAAGGACCAUGCUCAUUGCAAAUGCUGGGGAUUCUCGAGCUGUGUUGAGUAAACGGGGAAGGGCAAUUGAGCUGUCCAAAGACCACAAACCCAAUUGUACCUCUGAAAGACUAAGAAUAGAGAAACUGGGUGGUGUCAUAAAUGAUGGCUACCUCAAUGGACAACUAUCAGUUGCACGUGCUCUUGGAGACUGGCACAUUAAGGGCUCUAAAGGUUCAAAAAGCCCCUUAAGCUGUGAACCAGAGUUGGAAGAGAUUGUCAUUACAGAAGAAGAUGAGUUUUUGAUAAUAGGCUGUGAUGGACUAUGGGAUGUGAUGAGCAGCCAGUGUGCAGUUACAAUGGUGAGGAAGGAGCUCAUGCAGCACAAUGAUCCUGAGAAGUCCUCAAGAGCAUUAGUUGUGGAGGCACUCCAACGCAACACAUGCGAUAAUCUCACGGUUGUGGUGGUAUGUUUCUCUGCAGACCCGCCUCCUAAGAUUGAAAUUCCUAGAUCGCAUAGGAGGAGGAGUAUAUCAGCUGAAGGGCUGGAUCUUCUUAAAGGUGUCUUAAACAAUCCAUAAAACAAGAAGUAUCCAGAGAUUGUACAGAUAAGGCUGGAGGUUUACUACCAUCAAAUGGGGGAUUUUUCUGAGUUACUGCAUUCCCCUGCUGUGGCUGGACAGAGCGGAUGGUUUCUUAGCAUAACAUUCUGUACAUCUGAUAUACUUUGUCCUUUGAUCAUUGACCAGUAUUUUUUCAAGUUGCAGUACUAAUUAAACUGCUAAUAAGUAGUCUCAAUUUUUACCGGAAACAGUCUCAGCAUGUUCUUCCACCAUGGCUUAAGGACCUAGUAGCAAGCUCCAAAAGGCGGUGGAAAGUAUAGAUUUCAAGAAAUUUCUCCCUCAGAAAUUUGGAUGAGCAGGCUGGGAACUUGGGACUACAGUAAUAUCUUCUUUUCUUAUGUAUAAGUAUACCAUUAGAUAUUAGCCAAGUAGCUUUUAAACGUCCUAAUGCCUACGAGUUCUGUUGUAAACAUUAAGGCUUGACAUCUCUCUUGGAGCUCAGACCUCAGAGCUUUAAACACUUUUCUUCUCUCUUUUGUCUUCUUCUUCUUUUAUUUAUUUUUAUUUUUAUUUUUAUUUUUUUCUCUUUUACACCUAUAGUUUCUGCAAUAUGUCAAACACUUAAGAGAGUUGAUGAAAUGGUAAUCAAUUUUGGACCUCAGA